This is a messenger RNA of Bacidia gigantensis, 975 nucleotides long. RefSeq lists its product as uncharacterized. Lineage: Eukaryota; Fungi; Ascomycota; Lecanoromycetes; Lecanorales; Ramalinaceae. The record is from RefSeq and is a predicted model, not a curated record. The transcript has 2 exons. Bases 1 to 975 code for a protein of 324 amino acids.
AUGAGCCGUUACACCAAACAUUACGAGUACUCCCUGAGUGACCUGCGCAGUUCGUUUCGAGAAGGUGAUCUCAAUGAGCUUCAGACUUGGCGACGUCGAGUUUUUCAGUCUUUGACCAAAUUAUCAGUCAUACAGUCGUAUGUGGAGUAUUGGAACGCCAAAGAAUCGGAUCCUGUUCCGGGCGCAUGGCUGCUCAAAGACGUUGCAGCCAUCUCGCAUGCUAUCAAGGAACACGUAUCGGGGAGGGAAGACGUCGAACGGAAGUGCAGGAACGGCUUGAAACAGCUGAAAGCGCUUGACGAAUGCGUCCUUUCGGUUGAUACGUACGAUGAACUUUAUAAGUUCUAUAGGACAGGCUGCUCCAGCGGGGUCAUGGGAGAUAAAAAGGCUCUCUCCAAAGAGGCACAGAAGACCAACGAAGACUUCAAUAUCAAGCAUCGUGAGGACUGGUUCAAAGAUGUUCGAGCGUACGAAAAGGAAAUUGAUAACGACCGAGCCUUUGGUGCCUGGUGCGAGGCGAUGGACAGGCUCCGAGCACAGGAGGUAGCGAAUGAUAGCACGCAAGUUAUCGUCAAGAGGCUGGACCAGGACAUGAAAGCGGUAAACACGUCGCUCGCGUCAAAGAAUCUGUUGCUUGCGGAGACGAAGGCAGAAUUAGAGGUGGAGAAGGCUGCUCGCGAUCAGAUGCGGAAAGACUUUCGGGCAGAGAAGGAUCAGAUGCGGAGAGAUUUUCAAGCAGAGAAGGAUCAGAUGCGGGAAGACUUUCAGGCAGAGAAAGAUCAGAUGCGGGAAGACUUUCGGGCAGAGAAGGAUCAGCUGCAAGAGGCACACGCUACCGAGAAUCGUGCGCUGAGGGAGGAGUGUGAGAAGCUCAGGGGGGAGUGUGAGAAUUUCAACGGUUUGUUGAAUGAUGUUGGUACUGCAUUUGCAAAACACGGCGAGAUCGUCAAGACGGAGCCUGACAAUGAUGCAUGA